AGCUUUCGUUCAUUCACAGUAUUAUAGGCCAUUUCUGAAAUUACCAAUUGCCCUCGAAAUGGCCUCCCGAUUCGCAACCCGCCUCGCCUCUACUGUUGUCCGCUCCGCCACGGCCGCCGCCGUCCCUGGUACCAUCUUCCACUUCAGCGCCACCUCUGCCGUCGCCAAUCUUCCCAAACCUUAUCACUUACUCUCUAUACUCCAAUCUCGAUCCCAUCCAUCACAUGUUCUCCCUCAUGGCCCCCUUUCUCUCCGAUCCUUCGCCACCGUAAGUCGCCCGAGCCGUCCCCAUCGAUCAGCCAAGCCAGAUAUUGGCGCCCGAGCUAGGCAGAUGCAGACGCGGCGUCUCUGGACCUACGCUCUAACCUUCAGCUGCGUUGCGGGAUUCAUCAUCAUCGUGCUCAACCAGUUCCAAGACCAGCUCGUUUUCUACGUGACCCCGACGGAUGCGGUCGCGAAGUACAAAGAAAACCCUACCAAGGCAAAGUUCAGGCUCGGCGGGCUGGUAUUGGAGGGGAGUGUGGGGCAGGUACCUUCAUCUCCAGAGAUGGAGUUCGUGGUCACCGACUUAUUGACUGACAUUUUGGUCAAAUACGAGGGUUCCUUGCCGGAUCUUUUCCGGGAAGGUCAUUCCGUGGUGGUUGAGGGGUUUAUAAAGCCGUUCAGUGAGGAGAUGAGGAAGAAGGAUGAGGGGGCGGUGAGAGAGAAUAGGUUGAUGGUCACAGAGAAGGCCAGAAGUGGAGAUUUUUAUUUUGAGGCCUCAGAAGUGUUGGCUAAACAUGAUGAGAAGUAUAUGCCACAAGAAGUCGCUGCUGCCCUGGAGAAGAAUAAGAAGUUGCUAGAACAACAACAGAAUGAGCAAAGCAGCAGCGAAGCUAUACCCACAGCAUAAGGAGAUUUUGAUCAUUGCAUUGUCACAGGUCUGAUAUUCUUUUUUGCUUGACAUAUGAACUCUUUUAGAACUUCCUUGGGCAUGUAUGUUUAUGGUUAAUUAUACACAUAACAGAUUAGAUUGAGGGAAAUCAGGGAGGAGAUAUAGGACAAUUUGAGUUGAUAAACCAUCUGAUAAAUGGGAUUAUUUUGUUCCUAUUGUUUGGUUGUUCCAUUUUUGUGUUCAUUUAAUAGAUUGUAUUGCCUACCCACAAUAAUUGUGGGUUACAAACUGAGAUUGGCAUGGUGGUUAAUAAAAGUCGGAUUCUUUUUCAUUUAA
Messenger RNA from Cuscuta europaea, 1210 nucleotides. The record is from the annotation of a GenBank genome assembly. Lineage: Eukaryota; Viridiplantae; Streptophyta; Magnoliopsida; Solanales; Convolvulaceae.